Molecule: messenger RNA, 873 nt
Organism: Chlorocebus sabaeus (green monkey)
Lineage: Eukaryota; Metazoa; Chordata; Mammalia; Primates; Cercopithecidae
Product: lithostathine-1-alpha-like
Source: RefSeq, a predicted model, not a curated record
CUGUCUCAGUGCCAUAAGUAGGCCCUCUGAUCCUCACUUCUUGCCCUGCCUCUUGCUUAAUUUAUGCAGCUCUAUUCGCAGACCUUGUAAUAAACCUCCAACCAGUGCCUGGCCCAACAAGCCACUUCAGACCCAGCAAACGGAGAUCGCUGAUUUGCUCCUUAAGUAAGAUUCACUGCUGCUCAGCAUGGCUCAGCCCAACUCAUGCUUCAUUCUGAUCUCCUGCCUGAUGUUUCUGUCUCUGAGCCAAGGCCAAGAGGUCCAGACAGACUUGCCCAAGGCCCGUAUCAGCUGCCCAGAAGGCACCAAUGCCUAUGGCUCCUACUGCUACUACUUUAAUGAAGACCUUGAGACCUGGGUUGAUGCAGAUCUCUACUGCCAGAAUAUGAAUUCAGGCAACCUGGUGUCUGUGCUCACCCAGGCAGAGGGUGCCUUUGUGGCCUCACUGAUUAAGGAAACUAGCACUGAUGACGGCAAUGUCUGGAUUGGCCUCUAUGACCCCAAAAAGAAUCGCCGUUGGCACUGGAGCAGUGGGUCCCUGUUCUCCUACAAAUCCUGGGUCAUUGGAUCCCCAAGCAGUAUCAAUCCUGGCUACUGUGUGAGCCUGACUUCAAGCUCAGGAUUCAAGGGAUGGAAGGAUGUGUCUUGUGAAGAAAAGUUUUCCUUUGUCUGCAAGUUCAAAAACUAGAGGCACUGGAAAAUGGACGUAUAGAAGUGAUCCUGCAAUUACUACAGAGUCAAAAAUUAAACUGGACUACAUCUCCAACUCAGUUCAAACCCUCUCUUCUCUACUGAAUUUGCAUCGGUGACCUUUAGUACCUUACCCACCCCCAGUCUCCAGAAAUAAUAAAAAUAAACAUGUUUUCCCCACUG